Penaeus chinensis is the source of this 843-nucleotide messenger RNA. Its product is annotated as neprilysin-1-like. The record is from RefSeq and is a predicted model, not a curated record. Gene Ontology annotation, molecular function: metalloendopeptidase activity. Gene Ontology annotation, cellular component: plasma membrane. Gene Ontology annotation, biological process: protein processing. The coding region runs from base 1 to 843 and encodes 280 amino acids. Lineage: Eukaryota; Metazoa; Arthropoda; Malacostraca; Decapoda; Penaeidae. The transcript has 8 exons.
AUGGGGGUUUUCUGCCAUUAUAUCAACAAGGAAUAUAUUUUUUCAGCCAGGGAGGUGGUCAAGGAUAUCAAAGGCGCCUUCAGGAGCAUGCUGACGACGGCGACGUGGAUGGGGUCAGCACGCGAGGAAGCCCUAAGGAAAGUGGAUAAUAUGCUGAUGCUCGUGGGUUACCCGGACCUGCUGAAGAAUGAGACCAGCUUGGAGGAAUACCACAGCAGUCUUCCGAAGAUGAACGAGCAGACGCAUUUCGAAAACAUGAUGGCACUCUCCCGCUGGCACAGUCUACGCUCCCUGGCACGGCUGAGGAAACCUGUUGUUAGGGACGGGUGGGCUCGCGGACCCGUCGAGACGAACGCGUUUUACAGUACUCUCCAAAACAGUAUAAUCAUUCCCGUAGCGGUACUGCAACCGCCCAUUUUCCGGAGGGAGCCUCUUACGGCGCUUAACUACGGGGCUCUGGGAGUGGUGAUUGGCCACGAAAUCACGCACGGAUUUGAUAAUUCGGGCCGCGAGCGCGACCACGAGGGCAACCUGCACGAGUGGUGGACGGCCGAGACGGACGCCGAGUACGCGUCGAGGUCCAGGUGCUUCGCCGACCAGUACGAGGCCUUCGACGUGAGCCAGAUUCUGUCGCCGUACGAGAGGGACGGCGCUGAGGUGAAGAGUCCAGGGCUGCUGCGUGGCGAUGCAUUGGUAAGUGUGCGGCUUGGGGAGUGCGCGGCGGAGUCCAGUGGGCGUGGGUGGAAGUUCUUGGGUGUGUGUGUGAGUCCAGUGGGCGUGGGUGGAAGUUCUUGGGUGUGUGAGAGUCCAGUGGGCGUGGCUUGGAAGUUCGUAGAUGUGUAG